AUGGCUGCUAAGUUUGGGGAAAAGUCUUACUGCCCUCCAGCAUGUGCACUGCUUGAGUACCUUGCACACUGGGCCCUGCCGUCUCAGACGUCGGACGGUAUGGCGACCGGUGAGAGGCGAUCAAAUCUCAGGUUGCUCAGGACGUCAUUGAUUCUGGACCAAGGCGACACACGGACGACUCGCCAUGGAGAUUGUCUCAGGCUUUGUACUUGCAACGCGAGAACAGUGUCCACAGACGCUGAUCUGCAUGCCCUUCUCGGAGCUGCAGAGCGUAUCAAAUUUCACGUGAUUGCUCUGCAGGAGACCAAGUGCAGAAGGAGCGACGUACGACAGAUGAAUGACGGUGCACUCGUCAUUCGUGGAGAGAAGGUUCCGCCGCGAAAUGUAGGCGGCGUUGGUUUUGUUGUGCACCAAUCUGUCGUCCAUCCUGUCGAUUCUCACGAGAUUCUGUCACCUCGUCUGGCCAUUCUUCGCCUCCGCCCUCUGCGCCAAAAACCCAUCAGUAUCAUCAACUGCUAUUCACCAACAUCAGCAGCUGAUGAAGCCGAAUUGGACGCGUUUUACGAGGAGCUGGAGGAAGUAAUCCGCAACGGGAAGUCCUCCUACAAAUUCGUUGUCAGGAUUGGAAGAUUUGGACUAGGGGACAGGAAUGAAAAUGGCAAUCGUCUCGCCGGCCUGUUGUCCGCCGCUCGCCUCUUUCAUGGGAACUCUCUUUUCAUGAAAAAAAUAUCAUCGUCGGUGGACAUGGGAAUCGCCCAAUUGCGCGACUCGUGA
Necator americanus (New World hookworm) is the source of this 774-nucleotide messenger RNA. RefSeq lists its product as uncharacterized. The record is from RefSeq and is a predicted model, not a curated record. The transcript has a single exon. NCBI's taxonomy places the organism in Eukaryota, Metazoa, Nematoda, Chromadorea, Rhabditida, Ancylostomatidae. The coding region runs from base 1 to 774 and encodes 257 amino acids.